Molecule: messenger RNA, 4743 nt
Organism: Anguilla rostrata (American eel)
Lineage: Eukaryota; Metazoa; Chordata; Actinopteri; Anguilliformes; Anguillidae
Gene: ttc17
Product: tetratricopeptide repeat domain 17
Exons: 25
Coding region: 36-3614 (1192 amino acids)
Biological process (GO): cilium organization; actin filament polymerization
Cellular component (GO): cytoplasm; actin cytoskeleton
Molecular function (GO): protein binding
Source: RefSeq, a predicted model, not a curated record
CCGGACGCUUUCUCAUAGAACAAGCAGGCAUAAAGAUGGCGGACCUGAGCAUAAGCGGGCCAGGUACCCAUCUAUGUACCAGUGUCCCACAGAAAGCGACUGUUUUUGCCAGGAUCUUUCUCCUUUUUGUCAUACUUUUGACCGAGCUCGGUGGCGCCACCACCCACUGGGUUGUCACAGAAGAUGGAAAAAUUCAACAGCAAGUGGAUUCUCCACUCAACCUGAAGCAUCCACAUGACCUCGUGAUCUUCAUGCGGCAGGAGCACCGGGUAAACUACCUCAAGGAGCUGGAGAAGCAGCUGGUGGCGCAGAAGAUCCACAUCGAGGAGAACGAGGACCGCGACACGGGCCUGGAGCAGCGCCACUACAAGGAGGACCCCGACUGCGUGACCGCCAAGGUGCCGCUGGGGGACCUGGACCUGUACGACGGCACCUUCAUCUCGCUGGAGAGCAAGGACAUCAGCCCUGAGGACUAUGUGGACUCCAGGUCUCCCCUUCCUCCGGACCUGGAGGAGCCGGACUGCAGCCAGAUCUUUGAGCUUCCGUACAGCAUCCACGCCUUCCAGCAUCUCCGCGGCGUGCAGGAGAGGGCACCGACGUCCAUCUGCUUCAGCGAGGCCCUGUUCGCGUGUCACAGACUGGGCGCAACGUGGAGAGCCGGACACCGUCCUGCACGAGGCCUGUGGGCCUGCCGGUCCUGGCUCCCGCCCCCUCUGCAGAACUCCUCCUCCUGGGUGCUGUAUGACCUGGCGUCCUUCUACUGGCGCAUGAAGAACAAGCCCAAAAAAGCGGUGGACUGUGCCGUCCGGGCCUUGCACUUCUCCCCCAGGCAGCACAAGGAUGUGGCGCUGGUCAACAUGGCGAACGUUCUGCACCGCGCCCACUUCUCCGCCGACGCCGCCGUGCUGGCGCACGCUGCCCUGGAUCUGACCUCUGACCUCCUCACCAGCCACUACACCCUGGGCAACAUCUACGCCAUGCUCGGAGAGUACAACCACUCGGUGCUGUGCUAUGAGCAGGCCCUGCGGGCGCGGCCCGGGUUCGAGCAGGCCCUGCGCCGCAAACACGCCGUCCUCUGUCAGCAGAAGCUGGAGCAGCGGCUGGAGGCGCAGCACCGGUCCCUGCAGCGCACUCUGAACGAGCUGAAGGAGUACCAGAGACAGCACGACCACUACCUCCGCCAGCAGGAGGCGCUGGAGAAGCACAAGCUCAUUCAGGAGGAGCAGAUUCUCCGCAACAUCAUCCACGAGACGCAGAUGGCCAAGGAGGCGCAGCUGGGGAACCACCAGAUGUGUCGUCUUGGGCAGCAGCAGCAGCACAGCCUGUUCUGUCCGUUCGAUCUUCCAGUGCGCUAUCACCGUGGCGACCAGUUUGAGAGUGUGCACUACAUCCAGUUUGGAGAAGAGAUGUCCGUAGCCACCAGCGUGCCUCUGAGCUCAGAGAUGAGUGUGAACGAAACCCGCAACCCCCAGCCCUACACCUCUGUUUCUGGGGGCGACGACCCAGGUGCAUUCUGGGGCAGAGACCCAGCACCCGCAUCGGAGUGGCAGGCGCUGCUGUGGCCCAGGAGGACAGACUGCGCCCAAAUGUUCCCCUCCCUGCCCCCCCCUCACCUGCUGCCCACCUUCUUCCUCACGCCCGAGGGGCGUGGCUUUGGGCUCAAGCGUGAACUGUAUGAAGACGCCUCCCCCACCCUGACUGCGACCCCCCCAGACUGCGGUCCCGACCCCCAGCCCCUCCCCGGGCACCUGCCAGACACGGUGGCGCGGGCUCUGGAGGGGGAGGGGCUUCCUGAUCCUCAUGCAGCUCAGGUGCUGAGGUCUCGGAGCGGGGGGCUGAAUUUGGAGCAGACGGGUGAUUUUAUCUCCCAGGCUCUGAAGAAGUCUAGCGCCCCCUUGUGGCUGGUGCAGAAUGAGGCGGGUCUGUUCUGGCGAGCGAAGGGGAACGGGACGCGUGCUCUGUCCUGCAUGCGCCACGCCCUCCGCUCUGCCCCGCCCCAGCACCGGGACCUCUCAUUGGUCAACGCCGCCAACCUGCUGCUCCACCACGGGCUGAGUGAGGAGGCGGGGCAUCUGCUCCAGGAAGCGCUGGCCGUCAACGCCUCCGAGCCCCUGACGGUGCUCAGUCGUGUGAGUGUGGAGCUGUCCCGGGGGAGGGUGAGAGAGGCGUUGGCGGUGUUUCGGCGGGUCCUCUCCAUGCGGGCGGAGUGUGCCCAGUGCAGCGCCAGCCUGCCCCUCCUGCGCUGCCUGCAGUUCUACCCGCUGCUCUACGACCUGCCCUGCCCACAGGGCUCCUCGUGUUUUGAGGAGGAGUAUGUGGAGCUUCACCAGGAGGAGGGCGAGCCCCUCUCCCCCCUGCAGAAUCAGGACCCCCCCGCGGCAGCCCCGCCCCUGGGCCUGUCCCCUGUGGAGGACUCCCUCCUGUUUGAGACAGUGGUGCUGGACAGUAACGGGUCUGAGGAGGUGGAGUCUCAGGAGCAGGGCGUAGAGGAGAAGCGGGGCGGAGGAAGAGGAGGAGGAGGAGGAGGGGAGAGAGAGGAGGAGUGGCAGCUGAAGGAGGAGCUGAUGGGGGCGUUCGAGGGGGCGCUGGACGCGGGGGGCAGACGGGGGGACCUGCGGGGCAUCCGCGUGCUGAAGAGCGAGGGGGGGCGGGGCGGGGGGCCCUGUUUGGGGAACUGCGAGGACGACGAAGGGGCUGAGUGGAUCACCUUCCAGGUGAAGAGGGUGCGGAAGCCCAAGGUGGAGUCUUCUGACGGAGGGGGGGGCGAGGACGAGGGCCAGCAGGGGGAGCAGUCCGCCGGGCACUCUGUGCUGGAGAUCAGCGGCCCCACCAUCCCCUCCCCCGGCCCCUCAGGCCGCUGGCGGGACUACGCCAGUCUGGGCUGGCCGGGUCCGGAGGAGUGCCAGCGAACGCGGCGGCUGGAGCCCAGCACCGUGGCCAGCACCUGGCUCGCCGUGUCCGCCAAGAACAUCGACAUCACGGAACACAUCGACUUUGCCACGGCCCUGCAGGAGCCCGCGGUGGAGCCCGUGUGCAGUGCCAACCUGCCCGCCAGCAUGCACACGCUCGACCACCUGGCGGGCGUGGCCAACCGCGCUGGCAUCCACUACACCGGGGAGAGCCAGCUCCGAGAGGUGCUGCAGAACCUGGGCAAAGACAAGUUCCCCCCCCAGUCCUUCGAGCAGGUGGGCACCCGCAUCGCCAAGGUGCUGGAGAAGAACCAGACGUCCUGGGUGCUGUCCAGCAUGGCCGCUCUCUACUGGAGGGUCAAAGGUCAGGGCAAGCGGGCCAUUGACUGUCUGCGGCAGGCCCUCAACCACGCCCCCCACCACAUGAAGGACGUCCCGCUCAUCAGCCUGGCCAACAUCUUCCAGAACGCCCGGCUCUGGGACGACGCCCUCACCGUGGCCCGCAUGGCCGUGGAGAUCGCUCCGCAGUUCGUCGUCAAUCACUUCACCCUCGCCAACGUCUACAUCGCCAUGGAGGAGUUUGAGAAGGCCAUGCUGUGGUAUGAGAACACGCUGAAGCUGCAGCCAGAGUUCGCCCCGGCGAAGGACCGCCUUCGCGCCAUCCAGUGCUUCCUGCUGACCAAGAAGGAGCGCCGCACGCCAUAGGUCGGGCCCGGAGGGGGCGGGGCAGGGGGCGGACCCCACAGAGGGAGCCAAACACGCAUCAUGCACACACACGCACACACUUACACACACAUGCUUACACACACACGCUUGCACACACGCACACACUCACACGCUCAUGCACCCACACACACACUUACAUGCGCACACACACACACACACUCACACGCACGCACACGCACAUGCUCACUCACACUUAUAUGCGCACACACACACACACACACAGACUUACAUGCACACACGCACACACACACACACACAGUCGUGCAGACACACUUACACAACACGCUGUUCCCGUGAUUAAAAGCAUCAUCCGUUUCCGAUCAGAGUCUAGCGCGUAUAGCGCUGUUUGGCAUGGUUAGAGGCAAGCCAGGCUGUUAGGCAGACCAAGGGUUAGGGUUAACCCCUCACCCCCCCCCCCCCCCCAAAAAAAACGAAACCGAAGAGAGAAGCAGUUCUUGAGUCUUAUUUUAUAGAUUUAUUUUUCGUGUCAUUAAGCAAUAACGGAGGAGUUGUUACGGAGACCGCGUAAAUGAAACUAAAGCCCAGUCACUGCAGCCAUUGGUCCACUCCGCAUUGGUGACCCUUGACCUUUAACCCCAGUGGGUUCUGUCAGCAGUGUCUCAGGCUGCUGCCUGGCUGUCAGCAAAAGGGCGUUUCCAUUCAGACCGAAGGUCUGCACCAGGGAAGCCUUUUCUGUGGAUUUGGGAGGGGCGCUGGGGCCUGGGGUUAGGGGGGGAGGGACAAAUUGGGAAGGACAAAUUUUCAAAGGGCAAUCCACAGUGUUCCACGCGAUCCUUUUCAUUUAAUGCUUGAAUUCAUAAUUUCUGGAUCGUUCUGGAGAUGCCACCAGUGCGCAGUGAGGAUGACGCAGGGUUUAUGGUUUAUGGUUUAAUGAGAGAAGGACCGGCUUUGGUUACACGGUUGUGUUGGUUCACGGUUCUUGAUGCUGUAAUUGCUCAUUAUCACUUUUCAUUAACGCUGCUCUAAAGGAGAAGAAAUAAAGCAACAACAUCCGAUACACACAUCACCUUGUUUUUGGACCAUUCCUGUCAAUGGGGACCUGUUAUGGAAAAUGAAUAAAUAAAUAAAAACAUUAUUUGAUCUCGCA